AUGGCGAGCCAGGACACUAGGGCUUCCUUAACCCCCUCUCCCACCAUUGCUGCACCCGAUGCUACAUCUCCACGAAAUGCUGCUGCCGGGGCUGCAACCGCCAAUGAUACAUUGGCAGCAAAAGAUGUGGGGGAAAUCACCCAAGUAUGCCCAUCGAUAACAAACGCGCACACAGUGACAGAGGGCAGCUCUAGGAGGCCCCCGGCGCAGCUCCUCGGGCAGAAAAGCCCCGACCUGCCGACUUCGGCAGAAUGGCAACGCAGCCCUUGCCCUUCAACACCGCAAGAGAGGCACAGCCGCAGCAACAGCAGCAGCAAGAACGAAAAGGAUAGUACCGACACGAGCGGCGGCAGCGGCAGCGUACUGCCCCUGCCUUCAGCAGCAACGGAGUCGUUGUCGGUUCCUUCAACAGCGAAGAGCUGCGACGGGGAAAGCAACCUCAGCAACAACAACAGCAGCAAAGACGAUAUCAGCAGCGGCAGCAGCUCUGGCAGCAGCAACAGCAACAGCGGCAAUUGCAACAGCAGCAGUAGCAAUACCAGCAGCAGCGGCACUAGCAGAGACAGUGACAACGGGCAGACCACACGCUACGGCAUCCCUUCGGGGGAAGAAUCUAUGAAGGCCUUGCGUCGCCAUGUGGAGCUGCUGAUGGACCGGGAAGUGAACGCCAGGACGCGCAGCCGCCUUGAGGCGUGCCUGGACGCCCUCGAGCCCGAGACGCUGGACCUGCAGCUGCUGCGAGUGAUCUGCGCUAAGGGGCUGCCUGAGGGCUGUGCUGCGCUGCGGUCGAUAUACUGGCGUCUUCUCCUCCACUGUCUGCCCCCCCGGCCGGCUGAAUGGCAGCAACGCCGGUGCAAACUAAGGGAGGCGUACGAAUCGUACAAGGCAGAGUUCAUUCGGGAGCCCGAGGCAGUGCGUCGCUUGCGGCGCAUGCAGCAACAGCAACAGGAGCAACAGCGGAACCAGCAGCAGCAGGAUGGAAAGGAUGGAGCAGACGAAGCCAAAGACAAGCUGUCUACGGCUGUUGAUGAGGGCAACACAACAGCGUCGCGUGACAGGCAAACUUCCAGCUGUGGAUCUUCCACAGAAGGCACCCGCCACCAGUCGGACUCCUCCAUUCCUCUCUCAGCUGUUAAGGACCACCCUCUGUGUCGCAGCGCGACCAGCGAGUGGCGCGGCUACUGGGUGGACGCCGAAGUCUUUGAUCAGAUUAACAAGGAUGUCUUCAGGACACGGCCGGAGUUGUGCUUCUUUGCCCUCAAUCCGCAGCAAACUGUCACGCGACAGCAGCAGCUCCAUCUCUACCCGCCGCCGCCUACGCGACACGCGCAGCCCCAGCAGCAGCAGCAGAAUGAGCAGGUUCCUCUUCUAGUCAACUACGAUGUCCUACUGCAGCAGCAGCAGCAGCACGAACAGCGGCAAUCCAGUGCUUCCUCUAACCCUGCCGGCGAAGGUACACGCGCGGGCCGCAAGCAGGGCAGCAGCAGCAGCGGUAAUACUUCGUCUUCUUCUCUCAAGGGCUUCCGCCUCCCCUCUGCAUUUCGUGCCAAGAAACGGCUCGUGGCUGACACCGCCUCAGCGACUCCGCCGAAUGAAAGUGCGCGGAGCAGCAGCAGUGGAAGCAGCAGGGGUCCGGCAGCCUGCGGCGGAAGCGGUGUCAGUCGCCGCGGCAGCCCAUCGUUGCAAGCAGCAGGAAGGGGCGGCUGCAGCACACGACAGCAGAGUGUUAAGGUCGGGGCGAAAUCGGGGGACGGCGACGAUAAGAUGAUAUUUCCAUCGUCUUCCUCGGAGUGUUUGCUGGAAGGGGGUAGCAGCGAGCUGCACGGUAGCUCCAGUCGAUCUGGCUGCAGCAGCAGCAGACAGUUCCUUUGCGCAGCGGAUGCGCUGGAGACCUCUGUAGCAGUAGAGCAAGAAGGUUAUUUGCUCGAUAGACAACUGGAUCCCGCCCAAAACAAGGCGGGAGUCAGAAAUGCCAGCACGAAUAGCAGGGGCAGCAGCAAAAGCAGCAGCUCGCCUCAAGACCCACGUCUGUCCUCCAGGGGCUCUCACGAGUCGGACUCUCCCCCAUUGCGGGGACAGGCGGUGAGUCAGAGGUCUUCAAUGACGUCUUUUCAAGAAGCUGAAAAGGGAAGGCAACUGCUCCAAAGCCUUCCCGCAGCAGCAACUGAUCCUGCUGCUGUGGAUGCGGAUGCGGAAGCGGCCGUUGUCGCCAGGGCGGCUGGAAAGGAGCCGGGCUUCCCGCUUCCUAGCGAGUACCUUGAGGACUGCGCUGCAGCUGCUACAGACGCUACAGAAGGUGGCAGUGGUGUUGCUGCAGCUGAGCAGCAAAGGAAGGGGGGGGAUACUGUGCAGCCUUGGCGGGCGCCUGCGGGAGUGCAGGAUGUGUGCAACAUGAUAACCCCGCACCGUCAUUACGACGUGUUGUCGCGCUUGUUGUUUAUUUACGCCAAAGUCAACGCAGGCCUGUGCUAUGUCCAAGGCAUGAACGAAAUCCUGGCCCCCAUUUAUUAUGCACUAAUGACCGAUCCCACCUACACAGACUAUGAACAGGCAGAGGCAGAAAUCUUUUACUGCUUUAGCGAAGUCAUGCAGCAACAACGGGAUGCCUUCUGCAAAGCCCUCGACCCCACGGACGCUGGCGUGAAAGGUCGUCUAUCAAGCUUAGAUGCUCUUCUGAGGCAGAAGGAUGAAGAAGUUUGGGUGCAUCUCAACGCAGUUGGCGUCGAGCCGCAGUUCUAUGCCUUGCGGUGGCUGCUGCUGAUGCUGACCCAAGAGUUCGAAAUGCCUGAUGUGUUGGCUCUGUGGGACGGCUUCAUAGCAGAUACAGGAAGGCCUUUACCGUUGCUGUAUUAUGUUUGCGUCGCGAUAAUCAUCUGGCUCAGGCCAGCCCUCUUGGCUGGGGACUUCACAGCUUGCAUGAAGCUGCUGCAGCAUCUCCCCUCGUUUGACCCGAAGGCUUUGCUGAGCUCCGCCAUGCGACUCCGCGCGGACGACGUAGAAGGGAACCGCACUCCGGCGUGUGGGGUGCCUCGGCCUGUGCCUGGGGGCGGUCGAAGGAGCAGGGAGGGUCUGGACGAGCUUGAUCCUCUGCAGCAGGUGUCGGAUUCUCUGUUUAAACCGAUAUCGCGGGCUAUUGCGGCGCUGAGUUUGAAUGAAGGCCUGGGCGCCGUGCCCAGCGAAACCGUAAGACCGGACGGAGGAGUCACAGAGGCCCUGGGAGAGAGGACCUGGAAGAAGGGUAUACUUUUGCCUCAUUCGCUGCGGGGGGAGGGAAGUGCAAGUAAGGGAGAUAAAGACGCUGGGGAGGGCCCAGAUGCUGCUCUUGGACAUCUCAAACGACUGGCAGGGGUUGGCGUGGAGCACGCCUACAGAGGAGCCAGCGCCGUGUCUCAGUAUUUGAACAACUCAGGGCUCGCCUCGGGUAUUGCGUCAAACAUUACCUCCUUCUUCGCGGGAGACAGCACCCCAAGCAGCGCAGCGGCGCCCCCCGAGACAACAGAAGCUUUAGCAGCUGCUGAACGCCCCAGACAGUCGACUGCAGCAAAACUGGGCGAGUUCUUCGCAGCAGCUCAGAGCGGGUUCUCGCCAGGAGUCAAGGGGACCAACGAUUCUCGCAUGCGCCCCGACAAGGCUCCAUUCGUAUCUCCAGCGCCAGACACAGGCGAUAAUGUGGGGUGCGCUCCUCCGCUGAUUGAAUACCCGUUCUCUCCAGUUGAAGUAGCUGUCAGCGAGACGGCAGAGCAGCUGCCAAUGACUGAAGACAGCCUGCGAGAUAUCUCGCCAAGGCAACGGAGCCUUUGGGAGACAGACACGGCGGAAGCGUUGGGGAGACGAAUAAAGGAUGCUGACGGUGAAGCAGACAGUCCACGAAGCGAGGAUGACCAGCAUUCUUUUAAGUCCCCCGCGGGGGAAGGGCUGCGGAUUACUAUACUCUGA
Molecule: messenger RNA, 3936 nt
Organism: Eimeria acervulina
Lineage: Eukaryota; Apicomplexa; Conoidasida; Eucoccidiorida; Eimeriidae
Product: TBC1 domain family member 13, related
Exons: 9
Coding region: 1-3936 (1311 amino acids)
Biological process (GO): intracellular protein transport; activation of GTPase activity
Molecular function (GO): GTPase activator activity
Source: RefSeq, a predicted model, not a curated record